CGAUUGUCACCUUUAAGUGUGGCCCGUUUCCCUCCGUAAGUUGGGACUCUUCAAGAGAGCCAGAUCCCGACCCUCGGGCCCCAUUAUUUUAUCCUCAUCCCAUCAGUCCGUCAGUGCACAUCGCCCGUUGUUGCCGCGUGCUGAGCCAGUGACGGUUGUUAGAAGACCUCUUUAUAUAUCCUCUUGCUUCCCCCAACCUUCCCCAGCAGUUGUUUGCAUAUCCGUGUGUCCAUCUUUCCACCUUUCAAUCUAUUCGCCCUAUUCCACCUCUUCUGUGGAGUAUUAUUUAACCCUCUGGAGCAACGACUUCACUGGCAUUGACAUCAAGGACUUCUCUAUUCUUUCCACGAGCGCCAUCGCUCGACCUUCAUAUCAACAAUGUCUUACUCCUGGGUCGGCGCACCCACCGAAUUCAAUGGCACAUCUCCGUUGGGUGGUGAUUCCACCAACGAAAACUUGAACCAAUGGUACCAAUCUGGUGACCAGGCCUACAUUCUUAUCGCCUCGGCUAUGGUGUUGAUCAUGAUUCCGGGUCUUGGGUUCCUCUACUCUGGUCUCGCACGCAGAAAGUCAGCGCUCAGUAUGAUCUGGGCGUGUAUGGCUUCGUGUUCAGUCAUCACCUUCCAAUGGUACUUCUGGGGAUACUCUCUGGCUUUCUCAGACUACGCAACCAACGGCUUCAUUGGCGACUUGCAAAAGUUUGGUCUCAUGAAGACUCUUGGUGCUCCCUCUCCCGGCUCGCCUCUGAUUCCUGAGCUUCUCUACGCAUUCUACCAGAUGCAAUUCUGCGCCGUUACCGCCGCUAUUGUUGUUGGCGCCGUCGCUGAGCGUGGUCGCCUGAUUCCUUGCAUGGUCUUCAUCUUCUUCUGGGCCACUCUCGUCUACUGCCCCGUCGCAUGCUGGGUUUGGGGUGCCAACGGAUGGGCCUUCUCCUGGGGUGUUCUCGACUACGCUGGUGGUGGUCCCGUCGAAAUCGUCUCGGGUAUGUCUGCCCUCGCCUACUCGAUGAUUCUCGGAAGACGUCAAGAGAAGAUGAUGCUCAACUUCCGUCCCCACAACGUCUCUCUCAUCACCCUCGGUACCGUCUUCCUCUGGUUCGGUUGGUUGGGCUUCAACGGUGGUUCUGCUUUCGGUGCCAACCUUCGCGCUACCAUGGCUUGCUGGAACUCCAACUUGACCGCCAUGUUUGCUGCUAUUGCUUGGGUUGUUCUUGAUUGGAGACUUGCUCGCAAGUGGUCCAUGGUCGGUUGGUGUUCCGGUACCAUCUCAGGUCUCGUCGCUGCCACUCCCGCUUCCGGUUUCAUCACUCCCUGGGCCUCCGUCGUUCUCGGUAUCACCACUGGUAUCGUGUGCAACUUUGCAACCAAGAUCAAGUUCUGGAUCCGUAUUGAUGACGCUAUGGAUGUGUUCGCUGAGCACGGUGUCGCUGGUAUGGUUGGUCUCUUCUUCAACGGUAUUUUCGCCGCUUCCUACAUUAUCGGUCUCGAUGGUGUCAACAACGGUAUCGACGGUGGUUGGAUCCAGCACAACUGGAAGCAGCUUUACAUGCAAAUUGCCUACAUCGCCGCUGUCACCGCCUACUCUUUCGUUAUCAGCGCUGCCAUCGCCUUUGUUAUCAACAAGAUUCCUGGACUCCACCUUCGCGCUUCUGAGGAGGCUGAGCUUCUCGGUAUGGAUGAUGACCAGCUCGGCGAGUUCGCCUACGAUUACGUUGAGGUUCGCCGUGACUACCUCGCCUGGACUCCCGCCCGCGACCAGCCUGAGACCGCCGACCACCAGAUCCCUCAGGGUGACCGCCACGGUAUCCCGCAACACUCGCAAAUGCUCGAGGGCAAAGCUCCCAGCGAGAGCGACAGCCAAGGAAACGAGCACACCGGUAUUGGUGGUGACCGCCACGCAGUCGCCUACGAGAAGGCAGAGCGUGAACAGCGCACUUUGGACGGUUAAACAACCCCCUCUGCCUUUCUUCUUAACGACCUCUUGUUUUUCAUGUUUUGCGACAAAGAUCUUUGCGUUCUAGGGGUUUCUGAACAAAAGUCUACGUUUAUUAGACCGACGCUGGUCCUCGGUGCACCAAUCUUGUUAGAACUAUCCUAUUUUUUUGUUUCCGGGGAGCGGGUUUUGUUGAAGAGUUGGGAUAUUUGUUGCGCGAUACCACCACCAUAUUGUUUUUCUCAUUCUAUUUGUAUAUCUUUCUAUACUUCGAUCUACUAUACCCGAUGGUAAUACACCUAUUUUGGAUCAAUAUGU
Molecule: messenger RNA, 2250 nt
Organism: Aureobasidium pullulans EXF-150
Lineage: Eukaryota; Fungi; Ascomycota; Dothideomycetes; Dothideales; Saccotheciaceae
Product: ammonium transporter
Exons: 3
Coding region: 379-1947 (522 amino acids)
Biological process (GO): ammonium transmembrane transport
Cellular component (GO): plasma membrane
Molecular function (GO): ammonium channel activity
Source: RefSeq, a predicted model, not a curated record